AUAGAAGAUGGAACUUACUUGGAGGAACCUGGGUCUGGUGCAGUAGCAACUAUUGAGAACAAAACGGUAUCUGUUGGUACGUUGGACUGGUUCGAAGUCAAAUCUGGAUUGAGUGCCAAAAUAUUGAGGCUUGGCGCUCGAGUGAGCUCAACUGUGGAAUUGAAAGCAGAAUCGACAAGCGUGCGACUAGUGUUCAAGCCAUCCUGUGAAUCAGACUUGGAAGGCUAUUCACGAAUGGUCAAGGCAGCUAAACAGACAGAGUCUUCCAAAG
Ilex paraguariensis (yerba mate) is the source of this 271-nucleotide messenger RNA. Lineage: Eukaryota; Viridiplantae; Streptophyta; Magnoliopsida; Aquifoliales; Aquifoliaceae. The record is from the annotation of a GenBank genome assembly.